This is a messenger RNA of Doryrhamphus excisus (bluestripe pipefish), 6301 nucleotides long. NCBI's taxonomy places the organism in Eukaryota, Metazoa, Chordata, Actinopteri, Syngnathiformes, Syngnathidae. The record is from RefSeq and is a predicted model, not a curated record.
GAUCGGCUAUGCUGGUCGUCUUAGUUGACGUGCUCACAUUUACUGUAGCGAUGUUUGUUAUUAGCAUGUUAUUGCUAACUCGCUCUUUUUGCUACAGUUAGCAUACACGCUAAUGGUUAAACGUCGCCAGUUGUUGUAUAGAUGUUGUCAUAUAGUCCAGCGAAUGUUGACCGGCUGCACACGUUUGUGUUUUGAUAGAAGUCGCAACAUCCUUUAAUGCAUUGUUAAAGGUGUAUGUUGACGUUUUGUCUGAAUGCCAGCCAUCGUAUCCUAUGAUCAUUGUAUUAGCCCUGCAGCAGUGAACUAAUGAAAGUGUUAGCAUAAAGUGUCAGUGCUGGUAAUGUGGAGGUGCUUCAAACGUUGUCAUUUUGCUGCAUAUAACAACAAUAACAACAAUCUCAACGAAAAUCAAGUGGUCGGUUUCAGUGAUGGCGAAGUCAAGGACAAGAAGUGCGCAAUAUGUUCACAGAUAUUUACCACGGAGAGCCAGCUGCAGAAGCAUCUCCGUGAGCAUGAGGUCAAUGACAAGCCUCAUCGAUGUGACCAGUGCUCACAGACAUUUAACGUGGAAUUCAACCUCACACUCCACAAGUCAACACACACCACCUCUGACUUCACCUGUCCUGUUUGCAAAAAAAAGUUCUCUCGCAUCGCCAGUCUGAAAUCCCAUACUAUGCUACAUGAAAGGGAAGAGAAUUUGAUCUGUGUCGAGUGCGGCGAUGAGUUUGUUCUUCAGAGCCAGCUCUCUCUCCACCUGGAGGAGCACCGUAAGGAGCUGUCUGGCACCAUGGUCUACACCUGUAAGACUUGCGGGUUGGAGCUCAAGACAUCGGCACACCUUAAGGAGCACAUGAGAAAUCAUGUCAAAAUGAGGCCCCUGUCCUCUAGUUCAAGAAACUACAAGAAAAACAUUGAUCGCAGUGGGUUCACCAACAGUUGCCAUCAUUGCGGAAAGGCUUUCAAAAAGCCCAGCCAACUUGUCAGACACAUACGGAUACACACAGGAGAAAGACCCUACAAGUGCACACAUUGCAGCAAGGCUUUUAACCAGAAGGUGGUGCUGCAGACUCACAUGGUGAGACACACCGGGGAAAAGCCUCACCUCUGUAUGUUCUGCCCAGCUUCCUUUUCCCAAAAGGGGAACCUGCACUCCCAUGUUCAGAGGGUUCAUUCAGAGGCAAAAGGUGUUCCUUUGUUCCCGUGUUUGGACUGCAGCUGUGUGUUUAAGAAGUUGGGCAGUUUGAAUGCACACAUCAGCAAGAUGCACAUCUCUGUCAUUGAUGUCCCCUCCAGUACUUCGGAGACAGACACAGGAGGGCCUGCGGGGUCAGAGGGCGGAGAGGCAGUCACAGAUGUCAUCCAGCAGCUCCUUGAACUCUCUGAACAAGUCAACGAGACACCCCAGCCCCAACCCCCGGAGCCAGCUAUUACCAUUGAAACUGCCAUUAACCAAGACAUCCUGCAGCAAGCUCUGGAGAACAGCGGACUGAGUGUGGCCCCCACCCAAAAUGAUGUUGCCAACAGCAGAGAGUCUCAGAACCAAACAUCUGAGGGUGCUAAUGUAGAAAUGAAAAAGACCUCGCUUCCAGAUAAACCCUCCAGAGAAAGAAAAAGAAGCAUUUUUAAGAAGCCUGUACAAAUGCCAGGCUCCAUUAGGGAGGAAAAUGGCAUCCGCUGGCAUGGGUGUCCAUAUUGCUCCAAGGAAUUUAAGAAACCGAGUGACCUUGUCCGCCACAUUCGCAUCCACACCCACGAGAAGCCUUUCAAGUGCAAACAGUGCUUCAGAGCAUUUGCUGUCAACAGUACCCUCACGGCGCAUAUGAAGACUCACACAGGAAUCAAGGCAUUUGAGUGUCAGUGCUGCCUCAAGUGCUUCUCCACAUCUGGCAGCAUGAAGGUGCAUAUGCGGCUGCAUACGGGUGUUCGUCCUUUCUCCUGCCCUCACUGUGAUAAGAUCUUUCGCACGUCCGGACACAGAAAAACACAUAUAGCCUCUCACUUCAAAAACUUGCAGCAGAAGAAGCACAAAUUUCCACGAAAAGCAAACAAAUCUAAAGUGUCAAAGAGUAAUUUACCCUUACCUGACAUCCCACUGCAGGAGCCCAUUCUUAUCACUGACUUUGCAGGCCUCAUCCCAUCUCAAAACCCCCGUCUGGCUUUCCAACAGUACUUGGAGGUGGUGGGCAGUGACAGGCCGUACAAGUGCCAGUUCUGCAAUAAGGCCUAUAAGAAAUCUAGUCACCUAAAACAGCAUGUUAGGUCUCAUACAGGAGAAAGACCAUACAAGUGUGUGCAGUGCGGUCGAGGUUUCGCCUCUUCAGGUGUUCUCAAAGCGCACAUCAGAACCCACUCAGGACUUAAGGCAUACAAGUGCGUUAUGUGUGACACUACGUUUACCACCAGUGGUAGCCUGCGACGUCACAUGACAACUCACAGUGACCUGCGACCUUACAUGUGCCCUUACUGCCAAAAGACUUUUAAGUCAUCUCCAAACUGUAGAAAACACAUGAAGACACACAGAUACGAACUGGCUCAUCAGCUACAGCCACAGCCAUCUGAAGAUCCUCUCGGAGCAGGCACGGUUCCUCAUGAUAUGCAGGAGAUGGAGGGGAACACCCUUCAGCAACAACCUGCAAAUUCAAACGAGCAAGAAAGCAUGCUAGCUCUUGGCCAAGCAGAGGGUGUAAACGGAAGCCAAACGGUAACACUAGAAGCACCGCUGACUGACCAACCACUGGUACAAGGAGAAGACUCUUAUGUGACUACCCAGCAUGCUUUGACUCAGAAUAUUACCCAGUUUGAGACGCCAGCCCUCCCUCAGACCACUUUCGACCAGCAAGCUUUAACGCAAGGCUUUGCGAUGACUGACUCGAGCUACAACCAGGGCCAGUUCUCUACAGUCCAGCAACUACAGGAUUCCAGCACCCUGGAGUCCCAGGCCCUUUCCUCCAGUUAUCACCCACCCAAUCUGCUUCAUGUUCCCAAUGCUGAAGUGACAAACGGGCUUCUUCAGCAGAACGAUCAGGGAGACCUGCAGCUGACCAGCGAGCCACAGGACUACCAAGAAGACAGUGAAGACAACAUCAAGCGAACCUACAGAUGCAGUUGGUGUAAUAAAGGUUUCAAAAAAUCUAGUCAUUUGAAACAGCAUUUACGCUCCCACACUGGAGAGAAGCCAUACAGAUGUCAGCUCUGUGGAAGAGCUUUUGUAUCCGCUGGAGUGCUCAAAUCACAUCUGAAUACACAUACAGGAGUGAAGCCCUUCAAGUGUAACAUUUGUGACGCUUCUUUCACCACCAACGGCAGCCUGAACCGCCACAUGAUUAUCCACGUUAAGUCAUUCAAAUGCUCCAUGUGUGAUGAGAGCUUCAGGACAAGCCUGCUGUGCAAGAAGCACAUGAGAAAGCAGCACUCCAUAGAGACUCACACUAUUGGUUUUGAAGGUCAAGACGUGGAGCAGGAGGAGGAGGACGAAGAAGAUGAAGGGGAUCAUAAAACAUCCAAAAGAAGGGGUAUGGAAAUCAUCACCUUCACAGAGGAGCAGACGGCGGAACUUGCGAAAGAUCCCGGCGAAGAGGCAUCCGUAUCAGAGAGAAUCCUGGCCCAGUCCGCGGCCGAGAGGGAUCGCAUCAGCGAGAUCAAAGAUAAAGCGGUGGAGCUGGAAACGGAACCCAAGUUUGCCAACUGCUGCUCUUACUGCCCCAAAAGCUUCAAGAAACCCAGCGAUCUUGUCAGACAUGUUCGAAUCCACACGGGAGAGAGGCCCUACAAGUGUGAUGAGUGUGGAAAGAGUUUUACAGUUAAAUCUACUUUGGAUUGUCAUGUAAAGACACACACAGGUCAGAAACUGGUCAGCUGCCACAUGUGCAACACCUCCUUCUCUACUAAGGGCAGCCUCAAGGUGCACAUGCGCCUCCACACCGGCUCCAAACCUUUCAAAUGUCCUUUCUGUGAGCUCCGCUUUCGGACGUCCGGCCAUCGCAAAACCCACAUCCAGUGCCACUUUCGGGCUAAUAGCGAAAGCCGCAAAUCCAAACGGACCUCUUCGUCUUCCAGUCAGACCAGUCACACUCAAGACGCAGACACGGGGCAUUCUGAGGGCUCGGGCCAAGGCCAGAGUACAACAGCGCCAGAGGCACUUCAGAAUGUGGGGCUGCUACAAACUCCCAGCUCAGACUCGAAUAUUUACCUACCGGCAAAUCAAGUGCUGACUGGACAGUUUGACCAGAAUCUGCUGCAGUCGGGCCUGGUGGGACAGGCAAUCCUGCCUGCCUCGUUGUCAGGAGAUCUGAAUGUGUCCUUAUCAGACGGCCUGACCACACUGGAGGGUAUUCAUCUUCAGCUGACACCCGCCAAUCUUGUGUGCCCGAAUGUGCAAAUUUCCGGCAUCGACACGGGCAACAUAAACAACAUCACCUUACAGAUCGACCAGGCUCUCCUCCAGCAGACGCUACAACACAGCGGCCUCCUUUCCCAGCCUCUAAAUGUCGACACCGGCCUUGUCCUCCACUCCGGCAGUCAACUCAUGUCCGCCAGUGACCCUUCUGUGUCAGCCAAUGUUGUCAUCCACCCACUAAGCAGUCUGGCCCUGCAGCCCUCCACCCUGACCCCUGCCCAGGUCACAAUGGCUGGCCUCUCAGAACAGGACACUACAGGCUCUCAGGACCUGAGCCAUGUCAUAAGUGGCACAGGACUAGUGAGUGCAGGCAACAGCGGUCAGGAAAUCACACUCACGAUUAACAAUUCCAGCCUGACACAAGCCCUAGCGCAAGUCCAGGCCCAGGCAACCGCUUCUGGCACAAACACUUCAUCAGGAAACCCUCAGGAGAUCACACUCACAAUAUCCGGUCAAGACCUCCUCCCCCAGCACAGCAACCCCAACAGUGCAGAGAUGAACGGCAGCAUCACUAACGACCAUCUUCUACCUCAGAAUCCCACCAACGCCGCAAUGGCCGUCACCAGUCUUCCAUCCAGCACCGUUUCAUCUCAAGGCCUUGUUAUGUCACCAGGAGGUGUAGCAAAUGAUGGCAGCGUAACGCUGACACUUGCAGAUGCCCAGGGAAUGCUAGACGGCGUCACCGUAAACCUCAGUACACAGCCUCAGACGUUCCCUGCGGUGCUGAAUGACACCAGUCUUCCACCAGGGCAGUCGGCCACUUCGGGCCAGCCGGUGAUACUGGUCAGCCAUCAUUCCCAAUCUACAAUAGGAGCAUCUGACAAUGGAUAUCACAUUGCGAGUGAUAACCAAAAGGGCGGGAAAGGUGACUCCUCAGACGCUGAUAAUCAGCACAAAUGUUUCUACUGUACUCUUGUGUUACCCAAUGCCAGCUCCCUCCGCCACCAUUGCCGUCACGCUCACAGCAAUGACCGAUGCUACGUCUGCAGCAUCUGCAACAAAGCCUUUAAGAGAGCAAUGCACCUGAAGGAACACGAGCAAGUGCACCAGCCAGGUCCAUCAGCGAGCUCCCUCAAACCGAGAGUUUUCAGCUGCUCCUCAUGUGGGAAGGCCUUCGCGAAGCGCAGUCAACUGGAAAGACACAACCGCACGCACACAGGAGAACGGCCCUUCAAGUGUUCUCAGUGCGACAAAGCCUUUAAUCAGAAGAGUUCCCUGCAAGUGCACAUGGUGAAGCACACGGGGAAAAAGCCCUUCAAGUGCGAGAUAUGCAGCAUCAGGUUCACCCAGAAGAGCAACAUGAGGCACCACAUGAAGAGAGCACACGGUUACGGUCAGAUUCAGGAAGUGACCGUUCAUCAAGAAGAACCACCAUCUCAGGUCACAGUAACCCCUGAACUUGACCUGGAAGUGGUCCCUGAAUCAUCCGGAGAUUGGCAUAAUGUUUUCCCGUGAAAAAACCAACCCCAGAAUACAAAACAGUAACGUUUUCAUCCAUGUGAUAACCUCACCUAAGCAUCGGCAUCCAAGAGAAGUCAGAGGAGAGAUCGUGUCUUCUAACGACAAUUCUGACUGAACUGUGAAAAUUCCCAACCCCCCCCCCUACAGAAUGAGGAACUAACUUUUUACUGGUCUGCUCGCUGGGACGAGUGCAGGCGACGGUACUACUGCUGAAAUGGCUUCAAACUCAGCUGUACAGGAGCGCAGUUUUUUUUCUGUGUUUUAUUUCAUGACUUGGUUCUCACAUAUUUAUAUUGUAAAUACUCUGUAGCUCCUUUUGUAUAUAGUCAGUUAGCUUGUUUAUACUUAAGGAGGAUUUUUUUCAUAGCUUGUUGUCGUUUGAGCCUCUUACAAGUGCUUAUUGUAAAGCAGACAUAUUUUUUCAGUUGUUUUCUAUUGUCAACA